GAUGCCAUUCCCCAGCGCUCUGGAUCUGAGCUGGCACGAAGCACUCUAACAGAACCGCCAAGCAGAAUAGUAGUACGCAACCCGCAAUGGCCACUCCCAAGACUAACACCACCACCACCACAACCCCCCUCCUCAAACGCACCCUAACCCUCCUCCUAAGCCCACUCACCGACCUCCACCUAUCGCUGCACAACCCCCUCUGGACCUUCCUCGAAACGACGCUCUACGCCCUGCCCCACCCCCCGCCGCGGCGCAAGCGCACCGCCCCGAUGCGCGUCAUCUGCGUCGGCCUGCCACGGACGGGGACCGAGUCGCUGCAGCAGGCGCUCCUCGCGCUGGGGUACAGCCAUACCUACCACGGGUGGGACAUCGUGUACGACGAGUCCGGCGGGGCAGGGUACGCGCCUGGCUGGGUGCGGUUGGCGCGGAAGAAAUGGUGUAAUGAUAUCUCCGGAAAGGGGGAAGGGGAGGUGGAGGGGGUGAUUACGGCGGCAGAGUUCGACGAGCUUCUAGGGCACAGCGUGGCGGUCACGGACGCGGCCGCGAGCGUGUUUGCCGCCGAGAUGGUGGCCGCGUACCCCGAGGCGAAAGUGGUGUUGAACAUGCGGCGGGAUGUGGAUGCGUGGGAGAGGAGUCUGCGCAAGACGCUCGUGCACGCGAACCAGAGCUGGGGGUUCUGGAUUGCGAGCUGGUUGGAUAAGGAGUGUUUCUGGGCGUGGCAUGUGUAUGAGCGCUUCCUGUGGCCGCUGCUGUUCCGUGCGCCCGAUGGGGACAUGGCGCGGGCGAUUGAAGGGAAUGCGCGGUGGGUGCAGAGAGAACACUGCAACAUGAUCCGGGGCCUGGUUCCCAAGGAGCGCCUGCUGGAGUGGUACAUUGAGGACGGAUGGGAGCCGCUCUGCAAGUUUCUCGGCAAGCCCGUGCCCAACGUUGAGUUUCCGCACGUCAAUACGGCCACUGGCGGGUGGAAGGCGCGGGAAGAGCAGUGCAAUAAGCGGUGGGUCGAGAGGGCGUUUUUGAACUUGAUCCUUCUUUUCACUGGCCUAAUUAUCAGUAUCAUCGUGGCCAGGAGAUACCUGUUCUGAGUCGUGUUAGUCCUGCGGACGGUGGUUUUUAGAGCUGAUAGUACUACUCGUAGUAAGCAUCAAGAUCGGAUCGUGUGUGCUAAACAGGGAGAAGGGGCUUGAAGGCCAUGCUGAGAAUAAAGCCCAC
Molecule: messenger RNA, 1209 nt
Organism: Chaetomium strumarium
Lineage: Eukaryota; Fungi; Ascomycota; Sordariomycetes; Sordariales; Chaetomiaceae
Exons: 3
Coding region: 87-1082 (331 amino acids)
Source: RefSeq, a predicted model, not a curated record